UUAGAGUGGCUCGGAAUGUCGAAUAACAAAUUGUCAGGUAACAUACCUCCUGAUAUGGGAAAGCUUAAGAGACUACAGGAGAUGUAUUUUCACAUAAACAAUCUCUCAGGUAACAUCCCGCACUCUCUUGGAAAUCUGAGUAUGUUACUCAAAUUAUCUUUAAGUGAUAAUGAUCUUCACGGAAGCAUACCUUCAGGUCUAGGAAGCUGCCAAUCUUUGCUAUUAUUAAAUCUUUCUAUUAAUAAUCUCAGUGGUACCAUACCUCCAGAAAUCUUUAGUCUCUCCUCCUUGUCAAUUGGUCUUUAUUUGUCUAGAAACCGUUUCACAGGUCCCCUUCCCAUGGAAGUUGGAAAUUUGAAAAAUUUGGGUAUAUUGGACAUGUCAGAAAACAUGUUAACCGGUGAAAUUCCAAAUAGUAUUGGCAGUUGUACUUUGAUGGAGACUCUGGGCAUGCAAGGAAACUUCUUCCAAGGGACUAUUCCAUCAAGUUUUAGUUAUUUGAGAGGACUUCAGAAGUUAGAUCUUUCUCGAAACAAUUUGUCAGGAAAAAUUCCAAACUUUUUUGUGGGUUUCAGCUCGUUGUAUCUUUUGAAUUUAUCUUACAACAAUUUUGAGGGCCUAGUGCCAACAAACGGCGUUUUCAAGAAUUCAAGUGCAACUUCAGUUGUGGGGAAUAGCCAACUGUGUGGGGGAAUACCUGAGAUGCGGUUGCCAAAAUGUAACUUCAAAGAGUCUACAAAGACGAAAUUGACCUUAUCCAUGAAAUUAAUUAUCUCCAUAGUUUGCGGACUUCUAGGAGUAAUUUCUAUGCUUUCUUUUCUGUAUGUAUGUUGGUUAAGAAAGAAAAGAAAAGAAAUAACUUCAAGUUCUUCAGGAAAUUUGCUUUUGAAUUUGUCGUACCAAAGUCUCCAAAAAGCCACUGAUGAGUUCUCCCCUGCUAAUUUGCUUGGUGUGGGUAGUUUUGGAUCUGUAUAUAAAGCAAUCAUCAAUGAGGGCAGAACGACAAUUGCUGUCAAGGUGCUCAACCUUCAGCGCCGUGAAGCUUCUAAGAGCUUUCUUGCUGAGUGUGAGGCCUUGAGAAACAUUAGGCAUCGGAAUCUUGUAAAGAUACUUACAGUUUGUUCAGGUGUUGAUUAUCAAGGUAAUGAUUUCAAGGCUUUAGUUUAUGAAUUCAUGGUCAAUGGAAGCCUUGAGGAUUGGUUGCAUUCGAGUACUAUAGAAGAUCAGGUGCACCAGGAGCAGAGGGAUCUUAAUCUUAAUCAGAGAUUGAAUAUCGCCAUUGAUGUUGCGAGUGCAUUGGAAUAUCUCCAUUAUCAUUGCCAAAAAAAGCCAAUCAUCCAUUGUGACCUCAAGCCGAGCAACGUUCUUCUCGACGAUGAAAUGAUUGGACAUGUUGGAGACUUUGGGUUAGCAAGAUUUUCUUCCGAAGAUAACAAUAACUCUUCAACCAACCAGUCAAGCUCUAUUGGUGUUAGAGGAACAAUUGGUUAUACUCCUCCAGAGUAUGGUAUGGGAAAUGAGGUCUCCUCCUAUGGCGAUGUAUAUAGCUAUGGGAUUCUACUAUUAGAAAUGUUUACUAGAAAACGACCCACGGAUGACAUGUUCCAAGGCAGACUAAAUUUACAUUAUUUUGUCCAAGAAGCUUUGCCUAAUCGAGUGGUCGAGAUUGCGGAUCCAAUUCUUUUUCGUGAAAGAGAAGAAGACAUAGCGAUGAAUAAUUCUCAUAAUAAUAGCAGGACUAGAAGAAGCAAAAUUCAAGAGUGCUUGACUUUGAUGUUUGGGAUUGGAGUUGCUUGUUCUGUUGAACAGCCAGGAGAACGGAUGAACAUGAAAGAUGUUGUAACUGAACUUCAUUUGGUCAAGAAAAGGCUACUUAAAACUACAAGUAGACCAUAAUAUGAACAGAUGAUACAUUAAUGGUUCAUGGCCCUUCCAUAUAUAGCUAGUUUGAGAAUCAUAUGGAUAUGGUUCAACCCCACAAGGACUUUGGUGAGACGCCUUAUUUAUGUUUGAUGAUUUAGAAAUUUGUUUUGUUUAUACUUUUUUCUAUUUAUAGGAGACUUUUUAUUCACUUA
Molecule: messenger RNA, 2075 nt
Organism: Corylus avellana
Lineage: Eukaryota; Viridiplantae; Streptophyta; Magnoliopsida; Fagales; Betulaceae
Source: RefSeq, a predicted model, not a curated record